UUUAGGGUACAAGAGGUAUAAUUGUACUGCACCUUAAAAUUUAAUUACUUCUCUUUAAGUUUCAUCCAUCCUUACUGUAAUAGGCCACCUGUUUUUUUUCUUGAUGACAAAUAAUGAUAAAUAUUUGCUUCCUUAACAUUCAUUCUCAUAUCCCCGCAGACAAACUAUGUGUAUACAGAGCAGAGCUGGUUAGUAUUCUGUAUGUUAGCUAAUGUGCCUCCCCGUGGGUCUGUAUGUGUGUGUACGUGUGUGUGUGCUGUGCUGCCUGUGCUUACUGUACACUGUGAGUAGUGUAUGAGACUGUGAGUAGCGUAUGACUGUGUGAGCGCAAGAUAAUUUCUGCCUGACUGUUCCCCCCCUGAGCUCACAAUGUCAGUCAUUACAGAACGGCUUUGGCUCCGGCGCACUCUCUCCUUGUCUCCCUCUUUGUCCCUUGUCAUUUGCUGAUGGUGAGACCCCCCUUUUAUUCCAUGACUCCCACCCUUUCUUUUAUCUCAUUUACACCCACCCCAUGUCCCUUGGGAGAAGAUUUAGCAGCAGCAUCGGACUUCAUGUUCCCCCGUCAUCAUCAGGGUGAAGGUAUUUUUUGGGGAGGGGGGGAUACAUGCCUACUGCACACUGGAGUCCUGCUGUCUGUCCGUCUAUGAUUGUGCCCAGAGAUACGAGAGACCCACAGAGAUACUAGAGACCCCAGAGAUAAGAGAGACCCCAGACAUACAAGAGACCACAGAGAUACGAGCGACCACUGAGAUACGAGCGACCCCAGACAUACAAGAGACCACAGAGAUACGAGAGACCCCAGAGAUACGAGAGACCCCAGAGAUACAAGAGACCACUGAGAUACGAGAGACCCCAGAGAUCCAAGAGUCCCCAGAUCCACAGAACGAGCACAUCGGAGUUCCUUUACUCACAGCUCAGCCGAUGUGAAGUCACCACUUCCCACCCAUUGACUGAGGGCAGGAUGAGCGGGGCACGGAGAUGUUACCCCAGCAGAUGGGCAUGGGGAUCCUUUCUGUUCUGCUGCUUGUCCCUCUGUGCUGCCUCUUCCCUCCUCUCCUGCCCCUCUCUGUGUAAGUGCAACAUCAGCAGCCUGGAAGUGGACUGCAGUGGAAGGGGUCUCACAUCUGUACCCCCCAAUAUCCCCCAGGAUACACGAACCUUGCUGCUCCUCAACAACCGCCUAAGCUCACUCUCUGGAAAAGCUUUUUCUAACCUCAGCUCGCUUCACCGGUUGGACAUCUCCAAUAACUUUCUGGACCAGCUGCCUUCACAGCUCUUGAGUGAUCUGGGAAACCUGACGGAGCUCCGUCUCCGCAACAACAGCAUCCGCAGCCUGGACCGUGACCUUCUGCAGGGGCUACCCCUUCUACGUAGGUUAGAUCUAUCCCUCAAUGGACUCUCACAGCUGCCCUCAGGGCUCUUUGAUGACCUCCCCAUGUUGCAUUGGCUCUCUCUGCGCUCCAAUCGGCUGCAGAGCCUGGACAGGGUGACAUUUGAGCCUCUGAGCAACCUGGAGACCAUACAACUUGGGGACAACCCCUGGGAAUGCGACUGCAACCUUCGAGACUUCAAGCACUGGAUGGAGUGGUUCACCUACCGAGGGGGCAAGAUGGAUGAGCUCCAGUGCACUCUCCCCAAGGACCUGCGUGGGAGAGACAUCCGCAUGGUCCCGGUGGAGAUGUUCAGCUACUGCUCACAGCUGGAGGAUGAGAACAACUCCGGGCCAGCAGACAAGCCGGGACCUCCAUGUACAAAGGCAAGUCCUGCUCCAUUAGAGCCAGACCCGGGACUUGAAUGCCCGCAACGUCAACGAUACCGCCCGGCCAGCGUUCGCCGAGCUAUCGGUACAGUGAUCAUCGCUGGAGUGGUGUGUGGCGUGGUCUGCAUUAUGAUGGUUGUGGCGGCUGCUUACGGUUGCAUCUACGCCUCUUUAAUGGCUAAAUACCAGCGGGAGCUGAAGAAGAGGCAGCCGCUGAUGGGAGAUGCAGAGGGAGAGCAGGAGGAACAGAGACAGAUCUCCUCGGUGGCAUGAGGUCCUCUCCGUGUUUCCACCACUCUAGAACGUCUAGCACUCUGUUACCUUUCUACUACGGGCAACAUGAGCCAAUCGUAUUCCGCCUUGCAGCUAAAGGCGUUAAGAUUUCAAGCCCUGCUUAACAACCAAUCACGGUGCUCGGAUGAAACGAAAAGCACUUAACCCAGCAACACCUUCUUGCCCUCUUUUUUUUUUUUCUUCUUAGGACUGACGGACUAUUGAAGAGGAAUCUUUGUAAGUGUGACAAUCUGUUUUGCGGGUCGCAGCACAAAAUAAUACGCCGUGCCACCAGGAAAGAUCGAGAUCCAUUCGAUUUUAUUUUUCUACUUUAACCAUAACAAACCGAAAAACAUCUUUUUAGAGUAUUUCCGAAAGACUGGCCAAGGAUAUAAUGUCCAUUACUUUAACAGCCAGCAAAGAAGUGGGUUUAACUCUUUAGGAGGAGCAUUGGCCGAAAUCAGUAUACAAUAUAUAAUUAAAGGCUAUUUGGCGCUGUACUAAAACCGUGUCCUUGGUUUGAAGUAAUGGAACCAUUUGGACCUGAGAUCACUGGAAUACAGUAACUUUAGAACCGAUACAGGACUCAAGCAAUUCAUCUCAAUGGAUACAAACUCUCCUGCAAACGAGGCAAUAAUGUGAUCACAAUCACCCGGCUGACAUUUCUCAAAUGCCCUUACGCUUAAUGUUUCCCGACAUAUUCCGACAUCCUUAAACUGUGCUCUUUGACUUAUACAGACACUUUGGAAAUUGGGGGAGAGGGGGUAAAUGGAUUACAAACUGUUAACAGUGGGAGGAUUCCAAGACUGCAGCAGGGGUGCCUAUUUAUGUAGUGCUGUUUCAAGCACAGGAAUAUGGGGGGCAAGAUUUGGGUAAAAGCUUUGCUCGAGCCGAGUAUCCCAAAUGUUUUUCUCAUUAUAAAGAUAUUGUAUCCUUAUACUAAUUGAAGGAAGAUGCUGGGGUUCCGUAAAGCUGAAGCUAAUGCUACAACCUCCUGAUUGGUGGAGCUGAUUACUUAAAAGUAUAUACAUACCCCCCCUCCAAUCUAAAGAGAAUAAGGGGCAAAAAAGCCACUGAAUAACAGGACUGGGCAGUCGGGCACCAGGGAAAAACCUUGGGGAGUCUGUUAUGGGUGGUGCAGCCCUGGGCACAGAAACCCCAAUCUGACACUGGCUAAACAAAAUAAUGAAAAAUACAGGUGCGAGAUCCCUUAUCUGGAAAUCCGUUAUCCAGAAAGCUCUUAAUUACAGGAAGGCCACCUCCCAUAGACUACAUCUUCAAAAAAGAAUUCCCAUUUUUAAAAAUGUAAUAAUAAAACAGUAGUUUGUAAUUGAUCCCGACCAAGAUAAAAUUAAUCCUUAUUGGAUAUAAAACAUUCCUAGUGGGUUUAAUUAAAAGUUUAAAUCAUUUCUAAGUCAUGGAGAGCCAAAUAACGGAAAAGAUCCCUUAUCUGGAAAACGCCAGGUCCUGAGCAUUAUGGAUAACAGGCCCCAUACAUGUUGUGAUAAUAAUGGAAUUAAAGCAGUGCCAGAACUAUUAGUAGGAUGGAUACUCAUAAGUUUUGGGGCGAAAGUGGAGGGGUGCAAUGCCACACCCCCACCCAAAUUUUUUUUAUUGCAGUACAGUUUCUGUUUACUCCCCUUGCGUUGAAGGGGCUGGUAGUUUUGGGCACCAAUACAGCACCAUUGUAUUCUCCCAGUUUUCAUGGUAUCUCAUUGCCCAAGCUGAGACAUCUUAAACUGGUAUGGGAUCCGUUAUCCAGAAACCUGUUAUCCAGAAAGCUCUGAAUAACGGAAAGGCCGGCUCCCAUAAACCCCAUUUUAUCCA
Molecule: messenger RNA, 3859 nt
Organism: Xenopus laevis (African clawed frog)
Lineage: Eukaryota; Metazoa; Chordata; Amphibia; Anura; Pipidae
Gene: lrtm2.L
Product: leucine-rich repeats and transmembrane domains 2 L homeolog
Exons: 4
Coding region: 962-2032 (356 amino acids)
Source: RefSeq, a predicted model, not a curated record